AUGCGGUCAGAAAUUAUCGUUGGCGCAGUGGCCGCUCUGGUCGGAGGCGCAUCUGCUCACGGAAAUAUCACAUCUCCUCCCGCACGCCUCCCUGGGCCGGCGAUGCAAGCUGCAUGCGGUGCGCAGGCUAUCUCGAACGUCGAGUCAGAUGCUACAAUCCCACUUGAGGAUGUAUUUGGGACGACGGCGGCCUGCCAACUUGACCUGUGCCGCGGUGCAAAGUUCGAAGACAACGUUGACCUGGUGCAAUCCUUCACACCUGGACAGGUCGUUCGGAUGCAGGCUAUCAUCCCAAUCCCCCACGAGGGACCCAUGAACGUGUCCAUCGUGGAUACGGCAACAAACACCGUCGUCGGGGAUCCGCUUAUUGAAUUUGAAAGCUAUGCGGACGAGAGCCUGGCGGCAUUGCCGGCAAACAACACAAAUUUCUCUGUUACGAUUCCCCAACUGGCUGCCGGACAGUGCACGCAAGCUGGUGAUUGCGUGUUGCAAUGGUUCUGGUUCGGCACUGCAGCGCAACAGACGUACGAAAGCUGCGUGGACUUCGUCUUGGAGUGA
This is a messenger RNA of Neoarthrinium moseri, 558 nucleotides long. RefSeq lists its product as uncharacterized. The transcript is spliced from 2 exons. The record is from RefSeq and is a predicted model, not a curated record. Bases 1 to 558 code for a protein of 185 amino acids. NCBI's taxonomy places the organism in Eukaryota, Fungi, Ascomycota, Sordariomycetes, Amphisphaeriales, Apiosporaceae.